GGUUAUUCGAACGGAAGGUGCGUCACGGAUUAAUUCAAUUUUCGAGCUGCUAAUAUCCCGAGAUGGCGGCGAAGCAAGACUACGCGAUCGGCAUCGACUUGGGCACGAGCAACUCGUGCGUGGGUGUCGUCAAGUACGGACAAGUGGUCAUCAUCGCAAACGAAAAGGGCGACCGCCUCACGCCGUCGUUUGUGGCUUUCACGGACGAGGAACGACUUAUUGGUGAGUCGGCCAAGGACGAACGCUCCAUGAAUCCUGUCAACACAGUAUACGAAAUGAAGCGACUAAUUGGACGCAAGUUCAGCGAUGAAGCAGUGCAGAAUAAAGUUCCCCACUGGCCGUACCGCGUCGUCAACGACAACGACAACCCCAAAAUCUGCGUCCAGUACCAAAGGACGGAAAAGAUUUUCACUCCCGAAGAGAUUUCUGCUAUGGUGCUGGCCAAAAUGAAGAAGAUUGCGGAGACUUAUUUGGGAUGUGAAGUGAGGAAAGCUGUUAUUACGGUGCCUGCGUACUUCAGUGACUCACAACGGCAAGCUACAAUCGAUGCCGGUACCAUCGCUGGUCUCCAGGUACUGAAAAUCAUCAACGAACCAACGGCUGCCGCCAUUGCGUACGGUGAAGACAACAAGGUCUCCAAGGAGAUCAACAUUCUGAUCUUCGACUUCGGCGGCGGGACUUUCGAUGUGUCAAUCCUGAUAAUGAAGAAAGGCAAUUACGAAGUAAAAUCUGUUGAAGGAAACAGCCAGCUUGGAGGAGGGGACUUGGAUUCUCGUGUUGCUCGAUUUAUAAUCGAGGAAUUCAAGAAAAUAACUGGCCUGGAUGUAUCUAAGGACCCGAAAACUCUAGCAAAGAUCACAAAAGCUGCCGAAAAAGUCAAGAUCAAGUUGUCUUCUCAAGUGAGGGGUCGAAUUCAAAUCGAGUGCUUGAGUCAAGGUCAAGAUUUGGAACUGCGUUUGACCCGUGACUGGUUCGAGUGGCUCUGCGCCGACAUUUUCGACCAAACCUUGCAGUGCGUCGACACUGCGAUUGCCAACGCCGGGAUGACAACCGAUGAAAUUCAUGAAGUGGUCUUGGUCGGCGGCUCGGCCAGGAUCCCCAAACUCCAAAAGAUGCUCAAAGAUAAAUUCCCAACGAAAGCAAUUAAAAUGACCAUCAAUCCGGAUAAAGCUGUCGCGUACGGCGCUGCUGUUCAGGCAGCCAUGCUCAACAACGACCGGAGUGUUGAAGACAUUCAGCUGUCUGACGUAACUCCUCUGUCCUUGGGAGUGGGCCUUAUUUAUGACAGAAUGGACAUCAUCAUGAAACGAAAUACCAAAAUACCUGCUACGAUAACGAGAAAGAAUUACACGACUGCCGACUUUGAUUAUCAAGAAAUCAUAGAUUUCCCUGUUUAUGAGGGUGAGAACUCCAUUGCAUCAAAGAACAAUUUGUUGGGAGAGUUUACGGUUAAAGGAAUCGAAUUAGCACCCGUUGGUGUCCCUAAUGUUGAGAUAACGUUUUCCUUGGACAAAAACGGAAUUUUGAACGCGACCGCCGUGGACACGAAGACAGGAGGGGAAGGCCACGUGACCAUCUUCCUCAAUAAAGGCCGUCUUAAGAAGGAGGAGAUCGAGAGGAUGAUGGUCGAGAUGAAGGAUAUCGAAGAAAAGGAGGAUAAACACCGUGCAUUAAUGGACGCUUCUGCCUCUUUGGAGGAAACGAUCGUGAAGAAGAAGGAUCUUCUUUAACGUAAAAAGAGCCACAAGAAAAUAUCUCAAAAAGGCUACGAGAAAAUCAAGAAGGUGUGAGAAGAAGCCGCGGUUUGGUUGGAGGCUCACGGCGACGCAAGCAAGGAUGAGUUUGAUGAUAAGGAGCAGCAGUUCAACGAGUCUUUCUCUGAACUCUUGGCCGACCUCAGCUUCUGAACUGCUGCUUGUUACGUGGCAGCAGCAGUCCAAUUGCCGCUUGUUACGUGGCAGCAGCAGUCCAAUUGCUGCUUGUUACGUGGCAGCGGCAGCUCAAGACUCCAUCACGCGUUAGACAAUUUUGAAUAUUUUACUGCGCAUUUAAUUAGUGCACCGCAAUAAACUGAAAUAAUCAUGAAUAUAUCGACGCGUCCGUAGGCAAGGAGGGCGAAGUGUGGGAUCAGGGCGCAGCCGUGAGCAUUUCAUGCUGUUUAUUUUUAAGGUCUGCAUUAUUUUAAGAGGCUUUAUUCCGUAAGCUUGAUGAGUUUUUUGCUUGGGGCAUUGGUUUGUUCCAAUUUACUCCAUUAUUAUAUAUUGAUGAAACUUCUUGUAUGCUUUCAUCAGAAUUUUUUUAAAUACCGGAAGUAAACUUUCAGCGGAGUUCUAUGAUUCGUGUUCUACAGGAGCCUCCCUUUAAACGUUAAGAAUGCUCGUCUAAUUUACAUUUUACUGAUAAAACUUAUUCGUUAAAGGUACGCUCACAUGUUACUAAAUAUAGCUUGCUUUUCA
Messenger RNA from Hyalella azteca, 2456 nucleotides. RefSeq names its product heat shock cognate 71 kDa protein-like. The record is from RefSeq and is a predicted model, not a curated record. NCBI's taxonomy places the organism in Eukaryota, Metazoa, Arthropoda, Malacostraca, Amphipoda, Hyalellidae. Gene Ontology annotation, molecular function: ATP binding; ATP hydrolysis activity; misfolded protein binding. The transcript is spliced from 2 exons. Gene Ontology annotation, biological process: protein refolding; cellular response to unfolded protein. Gene Ontology annotation, cellular component: cytoplasm. The coding region runs from base 63 to 1730 and encodes 555 amino acids.